Messenger RNA from Lacerta agilis (Sand lizard), 442 nucleotides. RefSeq names its product small nuclear ribonucleoprotein E-like. The record is from RefSeq and is a predicted model, not a curated record. NCBI's taxonomy places the organism in Eukaryota, Metazoa, Chordata, Lepidosauria, Squamata, Lacertidae. Gene Ontology annotation, cellular component: U4/U6 x U5 tri-snRNP complex; U1 snRNP; U2 snRNP. Gene Ontology annotation, molecular function: RNA binding. Bases 1 to 282 code for a protein of 93 amino acids. The transcript has a single exon. Gene Ontology annotation, biological process: spliceosomal snRNP assembly; mRNA splicing, via spliceosome.
AUGGCGUACCGCAGGCAAGGCCAGAAGCUGCAGAAAGUGAUGGUGCUGCAGCCCAUCAACCUCAUCUUCAGAUACCUACAGAAUAGGUCCAGAAUUCAGGUGUGGCUGUAUGAACAGGUGAACAUGAGGCUAGAAGGCUGUGUUAUUGGAUUUGAUGAAUAUAUGAACUUGGUUCUGGAUGAUGCUGAGGAGAUUCACUCAAAGACAAAAUCAAGAAAACAGCUGGGUCGAAUCAUGUUAAAAGGAGACAAUAUUGCUCUUCUACCGAGUGUUUCUAACUAGAAAUAGCUAUUGGGUCUGUUUUGCUUAUUAUUCUAAUCUUUAAACCUAUAGAAGAAAAUAUGCAGUGGUUUAAUGGUAUCACUCCCAAUUCUACCAUUGGUGUUUAAAGAGUGAAGAAUGAAGCCAGUUACGUAAUUUGUGCUCGCAUAGUUUUCAAUAA